Danaus plexippus (monarch butterfly) is the source of this 3567-nucleotide messenger RNA. RefSeq names its product aspartyl/asparaginyl beta-hydroxylase (gene Asph). The coding region runs from base 196 to 3393 and encodes 1065 amino acids. The record is from RefSeq and is a predicted model, not a curated record. Gene Ontology annotation, cellular component: endoplasmic reticulum. Lineage: Eukaryota; Metazoa; Arthropoda; Insecta; Lepidoptera; Nymphalidae. Gene Ontology annotation, biological process: peptidyl-aspartic acid hydroxylation. The transcript has 17 exons. Gene Ontology annotation, molecular function: protein binding; peptidyl-aspartic acid 3-dioxygenase activity.
CAUUUAUCUCUUUCCCCAGCUGUCUUCGCCGGUUAUUUUUAGGUUAAAUACUAAAAUAAAUUCAAGUAAGGAACACCGAUACUUUGUUAUGUAGGUUAUUUUAAUAUUUCAACGUGCGCCAAUAUUAAUGUAUAUAUGGUUAUGAAACAAUAAAUGAUAUCUCCUGCCGCUUCUUGAGCGCCAGAUUUUAGAAUCAUGUCAGGAGAUGUACAGCCACGAAAGCGAAAAGACAAGAAGAAAAAGAAAGAUGAUUUUGGUGUUGAAGAACCAAGAGGAACAGCAGCAACAUUGGGUGAAGGCGAUGUUUUUAUGCAUUCAUACCAUGAACAUGGCACUGGAGGUCAUUGGUGCGCGAAAAUCAUAUUUUUCGCGUUAUUAGCCGUGCUAGUUACUCUUAUUGGGUUAAUUAUUUUGGAAAAUAGAGGUCUUACUGAAUUGGAGGCUAAUUCUGUUGAAACUCGGUAUUCUGGUGUACUAGAAGGUUGGAUUGAAGAUGCAGUUGAUGACCACCAUGAUGAACAUACUCUGGAAUUAAAACAUCAUGAUGAUGAAGAUCACAUUGACGAUGAAAUAGAUGAAAACGAAGAAGAAGAAGAGUCUCUUGAACAAGAGAUAGAACACGAUGACGAUGAUAGCAAUGAGGAAGAUGAAGAACAAGAGCAUGAUGAAAUGUAUGACGAGGAAGAUGAGGAACACGAAGAGAGAGAAACGUUAGAUGAUGAUGAUGAUACUCAAGGUGAUGAUGAUGAUGAUGUAAAUGAUAACGAUGACGAAGAAGACGACGAUGAAGACAAUGAUGAGGGGCAUGAAAACAUAGAAGACCAUUUAAAAUACGCCGGUGACGAGGAUGACGAAGAAACUUACGAGCGUUAUAGUAAAGAGGAGAUUGAUAUGAUGAAUUUUGAUGAAGUUGAUGAUGAUGAUGAACAUAAUAAUGAUGAUGAACAUAAUAAUGAUGAUGACGCUUAUGGUGAUGAUGAUGAUCUUGAAGAACAAAAUCAUGACUACCUUAGCAAAGAAACGACAUCUCAUUAUAAUAAGGUCGAUGACGAUGCGAACGAUGAAAGCCAAGAAGAAAAUAAAUACGAUGAUGAAAAAAUUGAUAGCAAUGAAGUUAACGAUGAGGAUGGUGAAAAAGAAGACGAAGCAGAUGAUGAUGAUGAUGAUGAAGAAAUAGAGAAGAUAGAAAAAGAAGUCAUCGAUGAUUCAGUGGAAAUCAAAGAUACCGAAGCAAGUAAUGAACAUGCUGAGAGCAAAGAUGUCGAUGAAGAUGAUUCAGAUGAAGAUGAACCACCGAUAGAACAUAUCUCAAAACCAGCAACGGGAAAACCCUUUGUUGAGAUCGAAGAGGAAACUGUAGUGAAGCCUGUCGACACAUUAGCUGAAGAAGACGCAUAUGAAAGACAGCAAGAAGAACUCCGAAGACAAGAAGAACAAUCAUCACACAGCGUGUGGCUGAAGCUGUGUGUGGGCGGGGCACUACUGGCAGCAACACACGCGGUCUUGCGUCGAACCACCGUACGACACGCAGAUCUAUCUGACGCGGAUGAAACUAUGAGUGAGGAAGCGCCAACCGUUAUUGAUCGACGGAUGACUAUUAUAGAAGAACCGGUAGAAGUUAUACAAAGACCUGCAUCGAGUCAAACGCUACGUCACAUUACUGACGAGGAGAUAUUCAAAAAGCCGGCUCCAGUAGUACAAAGUCCGAUUGCGAAGCCAAGGAUCGAGGAAGAAAUUGUCAAACAAGUGGUGGAAAAAGUACGAGAGGCUCCAAAAAGCGAUGAAAAGACCGAAGAGGAAAAGGAGCUAUACAGUGAAGAAGAAGAGGAUGACGCCGAAGACAAUGAAGAUUUAGAAGAAGAUAUUGAGACCUCUGAAAAGGAAGCAGUGGAUAAAGAAGUAGCUGAUGAAUCAGAACCAGAACCGGAACCGGAAGAGGUUUCAGACGUUGAAAUUAUAUAUGAUGAAACAAUAGAAGAGGAAGAAGAAGUCGAGGAAGAAGAGAUAUCAGACGUCGAUGAUACGGAACUCUUGAACCGUUUAGAGGCCAAAUACGGACGGCUACCAGAACCCGAAAGACCUGGACAGAAUAAGGGUGGCGCUAAGAGUGUGUCCUCUGAAUGGCCGGGAGAACCGAGCGAUUUGUACUGGAGGUCUCAGCUAGACACCGCGGAGGAAGAACUCCGACAGGGCGCUUGGAGUGCGUGCGUGUCCCGAGUGUCUGUCGUCUCACUGGAGGGCAGCGGGAGGGCGAGGUGGUUGAAGGCGCGGGCUCUGGACAGCUCAGCAGAAGCUGCCCGCGAUAACAGAAUGCUGUCUAAAGCCAUCACAGCCUAUCUGGACCUCCUCAAAAUGAACGAGAGACUCUCAGAUGAGAAGCUUCUAGAAGUUGCUCGUCGGACCAUCGAUAGAAUAAACUUCAGAGGAGUAUAUCUAAACGCUGAACCGGUGUACAGGCUAUUAAUAAGAAGAUUCCCCGAUGAUGUUCAUUAUAGAAACAAUCUGACCGUGUCAUUUUUGAUGGCUAACAGAGCCGAUUUGGCGGACGAAGUGCUGCGAGAAACGCUGCGACUUUGGCCGAAUGACCGUGUCGCGUUGGCUCACCACGGCUUCGUUCUGAAAAAUCACUACAAUAAGCUAGAGGAAGCGGUCCAAGCACUCAAGAAAGCUCUAGAAGGUGACGCCGGACAAGCCAACGAACCAAGGUUUUAUUAUCACCUUGGCGAUGCGCUUCUGUUACUGGGAAGAUUCGACGAAGCCGAAGAAAUACACAAACGUGGCGCGGAAUUAGGACAUUUCUUGUCACCGUCACAACGCUCCUUGUACAACGUGCCGAGACUACGGAGUAAGCCUUGGUGGCGAGUUGAAGACACGCCAUAUGAAAAACUUGCUAAAGCAUUGGAAGCAUCAUGGCGCGAGAUCUUAAAGGAAGGAGAAGCUGCUAAAACGUUGUACGAAAAAGAGAAAGAGGGUUUGAAGGAGCGAGGGGAGUGGUCGCAGAUGGAUAUCAUGGUGAGGGGUCGGGAGAUCCCGGGCCGGUGCGCUAGGGCUCCGGUAACAUGUUCAGUAGUGAAGACCGAAGCGGCAGCGUCAAGCUGUAAGAGAGGUCAGGUCAAGUUCAGUAUGAUGGCGGCUGGAACACAUGUGCGACCACACGUCGGACCAACAAACUGCAGGCUUAGGAUGCACUUGGGACUCAGCAACACCAAAAACACUUACAUACGGGUCGAUAAAGAAAUCAGGCAAUGGCAGUUAGGUAAGACGCUGUUAUUCGACGAUAGUUUCGAGCACGAAGUUUGGCACAACGGCACCGGCACUCGCCUGGUGCUGAUCGUGGACGUCUGGCAUCCUGACCUCACUCCCGCUGAGAAAAGACAACUACCCCCCAUAUAAUCACCUACACAUUCUGCUAUACAUAAUUAACUCUUAAUAGAAAUGCAUUAAAUUAUAUAAUAUCCGUCGAUUCGAUCACUUCUUUUAUAUACAUAUCGCUGUGUAAAUCAAUUGUAUGAAUGUAUUAUUUGAGUAUGUGUUUUAGUCAUUAAAUAUAAGUACAACGUUCGAAAA